AUUAUUCAUAAUCUUUUAUUGUACAAUAUGAAGUGCAGUAAAAUAGUCAAUUUGGUUAACGUGCAAUUAUUUAUGGAAGUAAAUAUUUAACGUUAAUGGAAAUAAAUAUUUAAUAUUAAUAACAGUAAUAUAAUUUUUACAAUGGGCAUUUUAGUCAAACGAAUUACUAGUAUAUUAAGAAUAACGUCUAGAACUCCUUGUAAGACUUACAAACGAUCAUUUACAGUCUGUGUAGAAGGUAAUAUUGGAAGUGGGAAAACUACCUUUUUAAAUCAUUUCAAAAGUUAUGAUAAUACAGUUGUCUUACAAGAACCAGUUGAACUAUGGCGCGACGUUGCAGGAGUAAACCUAUUAGAACUUAUGUAUAAGGAUCCAAAACGUUAUGCUUUCAUAUUCCAAUCUAAUGUACAAUUGACAAUGCUUCAAUUGCAUACUUAUAAGACACAAUUACCUUACAAAGUCAUGGAGAGAUCAGUUUACUCUGCAAGGUUAUUUAUAGAAAACAUGAAACGUAGUAAAAUAUUACAAGACGUUGAAGUUGUAGUAUUAGAAGAGUGGUUUGACUGGUUUAUAAAAAAUGCUAACAUAGAAACGGAUUUAAUAAUAUAUUUAAGAACCAGUCCAGAAAUUGUUAACCAAAGAAUGCGUAUAAGAGCUCGUAAGGAGGAAAAUUUGGUGUCAUUAGAAUACCUGAAACGUAUUCAUGAAAUACAUGAUGAAUGGCUACUAUACCAAAGCUUGUUCUCUUUGCCAGCACCAGUUAUUAUAUUAGAUGGAAAUAAGAGUACUGAAGAGAUGGUAAUUGAAUUUGAAAAAUGCAAAAAUGUAAUUUUUACUCAACGAAAAGAAAGUGAAAAUUGAAUAAUAAGUGCAACUACUGCAGCCACAUGUUAAAAAAAAUAAAAACAGUAGAUAUGCUAAACGAAGAAAUAAAAGGGAAAAAGAUACUGCUAGAGACACAAAUAGGAUUCAGGAAAAACAGAAAUACAAUAGAAAACAUAUAGAUCUAACAGCAUAUGAUAGAAAAGAAAUUAAAUAAAGAAAGAGAGAAUUAAUGGCAUUUCUUAGAUUUAAGAACACCAUUUAAUACAGUAAACAGAGAAGUACUGAGAAAGUUAAAGGGAAAGGCAGAAAUAAGAAGGGACCUAAUUUAGAGAAAAAGGAAAUUUUCAUAGAAAUAAAAAACAAGAUAAAAAUAGUUUAAGAGAAAAGUCAGAAAACUUCUAAAUAAAUGAAGAAGUUUUGCAAGAAUGCCUCAUGAGAUCAAAUCUUUUUACAAUACUGAUUGUAGAUUUAAAAGAAAUAUUAAGGAAAAGAUAAGAAAAAACGAAUGGCGUGUA
Messenger RNA from Vespa mandarinia (Asian giant hornet), 1340 nucleotides. Its product is annotated as deoxynucleoside kinase-like. The record is from RefSeq and is a predicted model, not a curated record. Gene Ontology annotation, biological process: nucleobase-containing compound metabolic process. Gene Ontology annotation, molecular function: deoxynucleoside kinase activity; ATP binding. Gene Ontology annotation, cellular component: mitochondrion; cytoplasm. NCBI's taxonomy places the organism in Eukaryota, Metazoa, Arthropoda, Insecta, Hymenoptera, Vespidae.